UCGCACAUAAUUUUACGCAGCCAUUCGAUACUUUUGAAGUUGUCGCAUGAGACUUCACUUGAAAAGAUAAACAAACGCUUCUUCGUCGAGUGUUGUCAUGGAGGACGAAUGGGAGGAAGAGGAGCAGUUAGUCGUGGCGGAGCUGUCAGGAAUGAUCAGCUCUGAUCUUCUGUCCAGUCGUCAGGGCACGUGUAAGAUCGUGGACAUCGACAGCGAGCAGCCCAUGUUGCAGGUGGGACGCUAUCUGUUCGCCGGAGAAUACGAGGACGCCAUGGGAACAUGCGUGGUUUUUGAAGAAGAGAAUGGGGGCGGUGCGGGCUCGAAUCCGGUACUGAAAUACAAAUGUCACACGAUGAAGAAACUGGUGCUGCAGAGGACGUUUCUGUCAGAGAGGAAAGAGGACGAGCCGGCGUCUAACCACAUAGAGGUGCUUGCUCUCAAUGAUGAACAGUCGUACGGACGACAGAGCGCAAUGUGUCACUACCUGGAUCGGACGGAGACGGAGAAAUCACUGCUUGACGAGACUAAAGACUGCGAGGAUCCAGAGAUGAGUGGCGAUGAAUCUCCGGCUGAGAUGGACGAGAGUGAGGCGGAGGAGACGAUUGACACAACAGCCAAUGUUAGCGCUGCACUGGCAUCAGCAGAAGAAGAAGAGUACGGCGGCUCUUAACGAGAAGUCAAACACUGUUCGACUUUUGAUCAUGUACAUUCGGCAUUGUGUAAAUACAAUAAUGUUGUUCACACAGAAGCAUCUAAGACCCAAUAAAUACAAUAUAUUUGUCAUAUAUCACUUUUUAUUUUUGUUAAAAUAUGAAAAACACAGAUUACAGGAUACCAGGGGUGUAUUCCAGAAAGCUGGUUAUGUGACAUACUCGGGUAAAUUUAAGGGUUAGCGGAUAACCCAACUUUCGGUUAUAAAAACGGAGAUAACUUUCAGGGUUUGUAAGUAACCAUAGCAACUUACUCUCUGAAGAUAACCUGCUCCGGAGCAGGUUAUGUUCCAGGGUUACUUCAUUUGAAGGAAAUGUUACUAAGCUUUAGGGGUUGUCUGCGCAUGUGUGCGUUUUUGAUGAGCGGCAAGUGGGCGUGGAAGCACAGAUUACGUAUAAUAUAUUAUAAUUUUACAGCAAUAUUACAAUUACAGUUCCAGUCUCACCCAUCGCAAUUUAGCAUUCACAACUAAUUUUUUAUUAACUUUAUUAUUUAACCUUUUAAAAUUAAAUAAUCUUUAAAUAAAAUAAUGUAAUAUGUUAUUGUUAAACUUUAUGUAGGCUAUUUAUAUUAAAUAUUGUAUAUACUUUGAAUUAGGUUUAUUUAAACAUCUCCAAAUAUCACUGGAUAAAUAUACACAUUUUACAAUUUCCAACAGUUAAAGGAUGUUAAUAGUGAGGUAUUUUAACUCCCGAGGAUUGCAUAUCAUUACUCUUGUUCACUUAUUAGGCAAUAUUUGAUGCAUUGGGUCAAAGAUAUUUGUGGCCUAAUGGUCAGAGAGACAGAUUUAAAACGUCAAAGGUUGCAAGUUCGAUUGCCAGGCUGGCAGGUUUCCAAGGCUUUAUUAGGUGACCCCCCCAAUGGGAUUACCAUGGCAUAUUGUUCAUAUUGUUUAGCUGACGGUAAAUUAACCCUGCUUUCUGGAAUACACCCCUGGUAUAGCUGCAAGUAGGGUUUGGGACAGGCCCAUGCGCCACGAGGGGGCAAAAGGGGGCAUUGCACCCUCAGAUAUACACAUAACCAGCUUUCUGGAAUACACCCCUGGUAUCCUGUAAUCUGUGUUUUUCAUUUUAUCCUGCAGCAGCCUGGGCCUGGUUUGGGAAUCGAAAAUCAAUUCCAAUUCUGGAAUUGGAAUCCGAAAGGUUAUUGUUGUAUAUUAAAUUAAAAUGUCAAUUCCUGUGUGCACAUUUUCAGAAAAUGUGUGACCUGCUGACAUCUCAAUAAAGAGCCUUUGUGAAAAUGUACCAUAUUUUUUACACACUUUA
Triplophysa rosa is the source of this 1976-nucleotide messenger RNA. RefSeq names its product general transcription factor IIIC, polypeptide 6, alpha (gene gtf3c6). The transcript has a single exon. Gene Ontology annotation, cellular component: transcription factor TFIIIC complex. Lineage: Eukaryota; Metazoa; Chordata; Actinopteri; Cypriniformes; Nemacheilidae. Gene Ontology annotation, biological process: transcription by RNA polymerase III. Bases 98 to 670 code for a protein of 190 amino acids. The record is from RefSeq and is a predicted model, not a curated record.